Messenger RNA from Cricetulus griseus (Chinese hamster), 1244 nucleotides. The record is from RefSeq and is a predicted model, not a curated record. Lineage: Eukaryota; Metazoa; Chordata; Mammalia; Rodentia; Cricetidae.
CUGCCUUUGACGACGCGGUGGAAGAGCGUGUGAUCAAUGAGGAAUACAAAAUAUGGAAGAAGAAUACCCCUUUUCUUUAUGAUUUGGUGAUGGUGCAUGCCAUGGAGUGGCCCAGUUUAACUGCCCAGUGGCUUCCAGAUGUAACCAGGCCUGAAGGAAAAGACUUCAGCAUUCACCGGCUUGUCCUGGGAACACAUACGUCAGAUGAACAAAACCACCUGGUGAUAGCCAGUGUCCAGCUUCCGAACGAUGAUGCUCAGUUUGACGCAUCUCACUAUGACAGUGAGAAAGGAGAAUUCGGAGGUUUUGGCUCUGUCAGUGGGAAAAUUGAAAUAGAAAUCAAGAUCAACCAUGAAGGAGAAGUAAACAGGGCUCGAUACAUGCCCCAGAACCCUUGCAUCAUUGCAACAAAGACUCCAUCCAGUGAUGUGCUUGUUUUUGACUACACAAAGCACCCUUCUAAACCAGACCCUUCUGGAGAAUGCAACCCAGAUUUACGUCUCCGUGGACAUCAGAAGGAAGGUUAUGGUCUUUCUUGGAAUCCAAAUCUCAGUGGGCACUUACUUAGUGCUUCAGAUGACCAUACCAUCUGCCUGUGGGACAUCAGUGCAGUUCCAAAAGAAGGAAAGGUGGUGGAUGCAAAGACCAUCUUCACAGGGCAUACAGCAGUAGUAGAGGACGUUUCCUGGCAUCUGCUCCACGAGUCUCUGUUUGGGUCUGUUGCUGACGAUCAGAAACUUAUGAUCUGGGAUACUCGUUCGAACAAUACUUCCAAGCCAAGCCACUCGGUUGAUGCUCACACUGCUGAAGUGAACUGCCUGUCUUUCAAUCCUUACAGUGAGUUCAUUCUUGCCACAGGAUCAGCUGACAAGACUGUUGCCUUGUGGGAUCUGAGAAACCUGAAACUCAAGUUGCAUUCCUUUGAGUCACAUAAGGAUGAAAUAUUCCAAGUUCAAUGGUCACCUCACAACGAGACUAUUUUGGCUUCUAGUGGUACUGACCGUAGGCUGAAUGUCUGGGAUUUAAGUAAAAUUGGAGAAGAACAGUCCCCAGAAGAUGCAGAAGAUGGCCCACCAGAGUUGUUGUUUAUUCAUGGUGGUCACACUGCCAAGAUAUCUGAUUUCUCCUGGAAUCCCAAUGAACCUUGGGUGAUUUGUUCUGUAUCAGAAGACAAUAUCAUGCAAGUGUGGCAGAUGGUAAGUGUUCGGCCAUUAUUUAGGGGACAGUAGGUACGUGAGGCCAUC